GGCGCCCCGCCCCCGCAGGCCCUGGGGCCCGUCUCCAGGCGCGCCUCCAGCCCCAGCCCAUUCACACAAACAUGGCGGCUACGCAGGCCGCCCCUCCUCCUGGGGCUCCCGGGCUGGCUGGGGCAGGUCGCCUUUGGUGGAUGCCCGAGAGCUCGGCUCUCGCUUGGUAGCGCUCCCCUGGGGCUAGCGGCGGCUCUGGAGCGGGGGCGCGGGCCGGCGCUGGCGGGAGGAAGGCGCGGGACCUAGGCGGGCGAUGCGGGGUCCCAGAAAAGGUUAUUCCGCGGCCGCUGGGUGACACCAUGAAUGAGGACACUCGGGGACCCUCUCAGGCUGCUGCGGCAGCGACGGGGGCAGUGGAGGAGAAAGAGAAGAAGGAGGAGGAGGAGAAAGGGAAAGAAGAGGAGAGAGAGAAGCUGCCCCCCAUCCUCACCGCUUCCAGCACUGCAGCUUCUGGGGUGGUGGAGAGAGGAGCCAAAGGCCAGCUUUCUGCCUUCAGCAGUUCCAUUUCAGCUAUUAGCCAGAAGAAAGAAGUGGCUGAAAAGAGAAGCUCACCCCCACAACCUGUUAUACCUAACAUCAAGAAUGUGAAAGAUCUACCAACAAUUUGCCUCGAUGUUAGACAAAAGCAGCGCCUGUCUAUUGAUUCAUUGUCAGUUGAAAUGAAAGCUCCUGAAAUGAAAGCACCUGAAACAAAAGAACCUACCCUUCUUGUCCGUAACAAAACUAUGAAAGAUUUUCAGGAAGAUAUAGAAAAAGCGAAGUCAUCAGGAGAAUGGAAAGAGGUCCAUGACUUUUAUCUCACAACAUUUGAUUCUUUCCUGGAGCUCAGUGCUGUUUUUAAGAAAGAUGCCAAUACCCCAUUUAAUACUAUUGAAGAUUCUGGGAUUAAUGCCAAAUUUGUGAAUGCUGUGUAUGAUGCCUUAUUAAAUACUCCUCAAGAUAUUCAGAAGUCAGUAUUGAAAGGUGUCAUUAACAGUCUAUUAAGAGAAUGGAAAGGGCCACGGUCAAAAGAUGAUCUUAGAGCAUAUUUUAUACUUUUACAGAAUCCUCAGUUUAAUAACACAUCUACUUACGUCAUCUAUGCCCACUUGCUAAGACAGAUAGCUACCUUAGUGGAAGCGGACCAUCAUUUCCUUGCUCACUGGUUUAAAAAGUCAUCACAAAAAAGGUUCAAGCAAUUGGUAGACAGAUUGCUACAGUUUAUUUCUUUACGCCUGUUUCCUGCAAAGCCUGAAGAAUUCCCACCUAUGACAAAAUGUUCCUGGUGGAUUCCAUCAGCAACCAAAGUCUUGGCUUUGCUUAAUGCUGCAAAUGGUCUGGCACACCUUCCUAUUAUUCCUUAUACUGAUUUUUAUAAUUCUACACUGGAUCAUAUUGAUCUCAUGGAAGAAUAUCACACUUGGCAGUGCUUUGGAAACUCUAGAAGGUUUUCCUUCUGUCAGUAUCCAUUUGUUAUUUCUAUAGCUGCAAAAAAAAUCAUUAUUCAGAGGGACUCAGAACAACAGAUGAUAAGCAUUGCCAGGCAGAGUCUGGUGGACAAAGUUUCUCGAAGGCAGAGACCUGACAUGAAUAUGCUAUUUCUAAAUAUGAAAGUAAGAAGAACACAUCUUGUUAGUGAUUCACUCGAUGAGUUGACAAGGAAAAGAGCCGACUUGAAAAAGAAGCUGAAAGUGACAUUUGUGGGUGAGGCCGGCCUUGAUAUGGGCGGCUUGACAAAAGAAUGGUUUCUUCUCCUGAUUCGCCAGAUUUUUCACCCAGACUAUGGCAUGUUUGCAUAUCAUAAGGAUUCACGUUGUCAUUGGUUUAGCAGCUUUAAAUGUGAGAACUAUUCUGAGUUUCGGUUGGUUGGAAUUCUUAUGGGACUAGCUGUAUAUAAUAGCAUCACUUUGGAUAUUCGUUUCCCGCCCUGCUGUUACAAGAAGCUAUUAAGUCCUCCCAUUGUUCCUGGUGAUCAGAACACACCAGUAGGCAUCUGCAAUGUUACAAUAGAUGAUCUAUAUCAGAUUAUGCCUGAAUUGGCCCAUGGAUUAAAUGAACUUUUAUCAUAUGAUGGCAAUGUUGAAGAAGAUUUUUAUUCAACCUUUCAGGUUUUCCAAGAAGAAUUUGGAAUAAUAAAAUCAUAUAAUUUAAAAUCAGCUGGUGAUAAAAUUCCAGUUACCAAUCAGAAUAGAAAAGAGUAUGUGCAGCUUUAUGUUGACUUCCUUCUCAACAAAUCCAUCUAUAAACAGUUUGCUGCAUUUUAUUAUGGAUUUCAUAGUGUAUGCGCUUCAAAUGCACUAAUGCUGCUUCGCCCAGAAGAGGUAGAAAUUCUGGUCUGUGGAAGUCCUGAAUUGGAUAUGCAUGCUCUGCAAAGAAAUACUCAGUAUGAUGGCUAUGUGAAAACUGACCUUACUAUACGAUACUUUUGGGAUGUUGUACUUGGGUUUCCUCUUGAUCUUCAAAAGAAGUUACUACAUUUUACCACAGGAAGUGACAGAGUACCUGUGGGAGGAAUGGCAGAUUUGAAUUUCAAGAUUUCAAAGCAUGAAACUUCUACUAACUGGUUACCAGUAGCCCAUACCUGCUUCAACCAGCUUUGCCUGCCUCCUUACAAGAACAAAAAGGAGUUAAAACAGAAGCUGAUCAUUGGGAUUUCCAAUUCAGAAGGUUUUGGGCUAGAGUAACGUCAGACUUGAAAUAAAGUAUUUUUAUAUGUAGCAUCCACUCUCUUCUCAUUGUGCCUUUAACCUUUUCAUGCUUCUGUCUUCAGCACUAUGAUAAGCUAAACAAUUUUCAAAUGCUGAUUUUUUGAAUUAUUAAAUGUGAAACACAUUUAAUCUACAUACAGUUUUGAAAAGCCACAGAAACUUUGGCACGGGAAGGGGGAGUCAAUAGAUAACAACAGUAUUUUUUUGUUGUUUUUUAGAUCUCUUUUUAUAGCACUUUACUUGUCUCCGUAAUUAUGUCACACAUGUUCCACUAGGGGAAUGAAGUGCAGUAUUUAAUGUGUUUCUAACAUAGAACCCAGUGGUGGAUUCUGUUAUUAACGCACAGUAGCAAAGCUUAGAGCUACAACACUAUUAAUAUAAGGCCUGUAGCCAUAUUUUCAUACAGAAGUGAACAAUUUUAAUUGCAAUGGAAAUUUACAGUUUUUAAUAUUCCGGCUUUAGUUCUGUAAGGAUUAAUCUGAUUGUUGAAAAACAUGUAAAUACUUGCUCGUGGGGGGAAAUGGAAUUUUUAAUAGUCAUUUGUUGCUAAAGAUUUAUUUUUACAGAAUAAAUUCAGGGUUUUAGAUGUGUAUACAGCUUUUACAAAUCAACAGGGAUGAUUGUACAGGAAUGUAACUUUUCAAACUAAACUAACUGGAUUUAAGAUUAUAUGCUUUUAAGUAUUAAGAUUAAGUAUUAAGAUAUGCACCUAUUGAAAUAGGCAGAAAACUGAUUACUUUGAAGACCUUACUUGGAUAGCUGUCACAUUUUGAAAAGCACCUGGAUGUUAGAAAGUGAAAUCCAAUCAAAUUUGUUGUGAAUGAAAUAAAUCCUAGAAAAGCACAAAAGAAAAAAUACUUUUCAUUUGAAAAUUUGAUUGAUGGACUAGGCUUAUGUCUAAUCUUGUUUUUAAUGGCCAGUAGUAGAGGAUUCAACUUCUGGAAAAAUAGGCUGGAAUGCAGGGCAGAAUCCUAUGAAUAUAUCAAGUGAGAUUUGUGUCAAGGUAGAAUAGUUUCAAUAUUUGGGCCAAAAUAUUCAGGUUCCCCCCCCCCCCCAGUGAAUUCUAAAUACAAAAAAAUAACAAAAGUAUAAAGUAGUAUGUGAGGAAAAGGAGAAAAGGGAAAAAGUCAUAGCUACUGAUGCAUUUUUGCAUUAGUAAAAGUGAAGCAGUUUUCUUAGCCUGUGACAGAUUUUUCCUAAAUUGAGAUUUAUUUCCUGGAGACAUUCCUAGCUUUUCUUCUGAAAGCUCAGAAGCUAUUAUUGUUGCAAUAACAAUAAAUGAUGCCAGCAUUUCUUACCAGCAAAUACUCUUUUAGAUACUUUCCCUCAUCUUUUUCUGAGUUUUGCUAUCUCCUAGUUGCACCCUCAGCAGCAGAAUUCAGCAGGAGUGAAGAAAUGAAUUAACUUGUUCUUCUGAGAUUUUGAAGCAACCAGUGUUUGGAGGAAAGGGAGGACUUGUUGUAUGUAUUUAUCUCUCCUUCUGAAAGGGGCUCUGAAAUACUCUGGGGAUUUUAAGUGAUCUGCAGUGUCUUCAUUAAUAGAAAAAUGGGUAACAGACUAACUGGUUUAGUUUGUUAAUCUAUGUGCAAAAAUAUCACUUCUCUGUCGUGCUGCCUGAGCUAGACUGUGAGAUGUUAAAAUAGGUUGAUAAUAACUAAUAAGCACAAAAGAAUUAUCUGUAAGUAAUCAGGUUUAAUGUUUAAGAUGUAAACAAAGCUCUUAUUUGAUAAAGAUGAUUUAUGGUUUCUUGUGCACGUUUGAUGAUGUGUCUAUAUACAUCAAUAGCUAUGUCACUUUAGAAAUAUUCCAACCUGUUGUUUUUAUGCUCCAUACCCACAGUUAACUGGAAAAUUUGUGUCUGUUAUAAAAAUGAAAAAUACAACUGUUUUAAUCACUAAAUUACACAUUGCCUUUAUUUAUUUAUGCUCUCUCUGGUUUUAGUUUACAGUGUAAUAAUACCUCAUUUUUUAAAAAAACCACUGCUGUUCUAUUUUGUUAAUUUUCAAUUGCCUACUAAGUUCAUGUGGUUAUUACAUUUUUAUAUAUCUGUUGUUAAUAAACUCUAUUCAAUUUUUGUAUUUGCCAUAGUAAAUUAAAGUAUUACAUAAUGUUUCUUAGUAAUUUUAAAAA
Messenger RNA from Monodelphis domestica (gray short-tailed opossum), 4817 nucleotides. It is a transcript of the gene HECTD2, whose product is annotated as HECT domain E3 ubiquitin protein ligase 2. Gene Ontology annotation, molecular function: ubiquitin protein ligase activity. Gene Ontology annotation, biological process: protein polyubiquitination. Lineage: Eukaryota; Metazoa; Chordata; Mammalia; Didelphimorphia; Didelphidae. The record is from RefSeq and is a predicted model, not a curated record.